Molecule: messenger RNA, 1767 nt
Organism: Vigna umbellata (rice bean)
Lineage: Eukaryota; Viridiplantae; Streptophyta; Magnoliopsida; Fabales; Fabaceae
Product: double-stranded RNA-binding protein 2
Molecular function (GO): double-stranded RNA binding
Source: RefSeq, a predicted model, not a curated record
GUGAGAGCUAUCUUUCUUUUCUUUCUUUUCUUUUCUUCUAGCUAACUCUUCAUCUUCUUCUCGUUCUUCUUCGUUUUCUCUCUCUUCUCUGGUUUUUGUGCCUGUGCUGUUACGGCACUGUCUUCUUCUCAUUUGCCGAGGUCCGAGGCCUCACCGGAGAGAGGGGUUGGAUUUGGCCGGAGUGGAAUCUCCGGCGAGAAUUAGCGGCCGAGGGGAUCGGAUCAGUUCUUGAGAGAGAAACUGUGGUGAGGUUAGCGAGGGAGAGAGUGUGAGGGGGGGAAAAUGUACAAAAACCAGCUUCAGGAGCUGGCACAGCGAAGCUGCUUCAACCUGCCUUCCUACACGUGCAUUCGGGAAGGUCCUGAUCACGCGCCGCGUUUCAAGGCCACGGUUAACUUCAACGGCGAGAUCUUCGAGAGUCCUCAAUACUGCUCCACGCUCCGUCAGGCGGAGCACUCCGCCGCCGAGGUCGCGCUCAAUUCGCUCUCCAACCGUGCUCCCUCUCACUCCCUCGCCGCCAGGAUCCUCGAUGAAACAGGAGUGUACAAGAACCUUCUGCAGGAAAUUGCUCAGAGGGUAGCGGCGCCAUUGCCGCAGUACUUUACGUUCAGGUCAGGAUUAGGACAUCUUCCUGUGUUUACUGGGACAGUGGAGUUAGCUGGAAUUAUGUUUACUGGUGAACCUGCUAAGAACAAGAAACAAGCGGAGAAAAAUGCAGCUAUGGCGGCUUGGUCUUCUCUAAAGCAAUUGGCAAAAGAAACUGCAAGGUCUUCAACUGAACCUGAGAACAACGACGAACUGGAACAGAUCACUAUAGCACGGGCUUUGCGAAACUACCGUCUGAAGGAAAAGAUUUCAAUGUCAAAUCCAAAUGCGCCUAUUCCAUUUCCAAAGAAGUUUCAAAUUCAAAAUCCCAGACCAACCAGUCCUCAGCCUCCUCCUGCUGCUACAUCAAAGAUUCUUCCCUUAAUAUGCCAAAAGGCAGCUUCUCGAAGCAGGCAUCCUGUCGCAGCAUCGCCAGCACCAGCAGUCAGUGACAAUUCUGCUAUGCCACAACUCUCUGCCACAUCAGAUAGCCGAAGAAUUCGUCGCCCUAAGUUCCCUGCUGCUGGAGCAGCACCUUAUGUUCCCAUUAGACAGAUGAGACCACCUUGCCAGGGAAUGGCACCUCCGGUGACGAUAAGGACUUCUAUACCUGUAUUCUCUCCACCACCGCCAACAGCCGCCACAAUGUCUCUUCCAGUACUACGAGCUCCUCCUGUACGAGUUGCUCCUCCUGUUACUAUUAGGCAAGCUGUUCCAGUAUUUGCGGCUCCACCUGUAAGAAUAGACGAACCUGUUCCCAGCCUUACCAGCCUAGAACCCGUUCCUGCCCCAAAAGACGAUGCUCCAACUAUUAGUUCCCCCAGCCUGGAAGACAAACUACCAGUUAAAACUCCAGAGACAGAGAUGAAGACUGAGAAAAUUUCAGCUGAAUCUGAGACAGUGCAGAGCUUGGCACAGCUGAAAAUUUGAUGCUUCAUUGGAGUUGAGGUCUGAAUCCAUGAGACUGUGGUCAUGGUUCUAUGACGAUGUGGAGUUUGCUUCUCAUGUUAUAAUGAGUGAUGUAAUAUCAUCCCUUCCUUUUGUCCUGUUAAAAUCCGACAGUUGGUGCCGGAUAGCAUCAGCGGUCCAAAUAUCUGUGAAAUUCAAGAGCGGUUUACCAUAUAAUUUGCCCUUUUUAUGUUUAUUUUUUUAUGUAGUUAGUCAUUUACUAUUUAUUAUGCA